This is a messenger RNA of Ambispora leptoticha, 423 nucleotides long. NCBI's taxonomy places the organism in Eukaryota, Fungi, Glomeromycota, Glomeromycetes, Archaeosporales, Ambisporaceae. The record is from the annotation of a GenBank genome assembly.
AUGACAACAAGUUCUUUAGUUUCUACCGCUUCUAAAACCAGUACGACGUCUUCUACAUCACGAUCAACUAAUUCGCCAACUUCCACAUCCACUACCACAAGUAAUAGCGAUAGAAAUUCUCAACCACAAUCAUCUCCUACUCCACAAAUAACGACAUCAUUCAAGACUGUUGUAUUAUCCACUGUCGUCGAUGGAUCACAAAGUACAAUCACAACGGUAACUCCGAUCGUUACGUCGCCAGACACAGAAACGCAAGUCAUUACAGUUGGUGCAGGUGGUCCAACUACUUCGCCUACUCAAAAGACUGUAGGCGGCUUGAUUUCAAAUGCAGAGAGAAAUGAUAACUUCCCAGUUUUGAGAAAUGUUGUGGUUGGAUUUGUGACGAUUUUUGGAAUGAGUUUCUUAGCUAAUUUAAAAUACUGA